AUCAUGGCAUCUUCGCUAUCCUCACGUGUUGGAUGGACCACAGCACGAAGUCUGGACCAUUCAAAGCCGCAAUGCUCUCACGCCAAGGCUGCCUUAGUACGGGAGCCAAGCGGACGUCGUUCGCUGCCAAGCGUUUCCGCCGCCUUGGAGCGCUCCACGCCCUGCCGCCGGAAUCAGCCAAUAGGACUACGCUAUUUAACCACGUUUUGGAUCGUUGGUGUCUUACGCUUCACCACUGUCGUAUCCUUUCUGCCUUUCCUGCGCCAAGACAUGCUCUCCGUCGCUUCUGCACGGAAUACCCGAAGAUGGGCUGCCUCUCUGCAGACGUCAAAUCGAUUCGGACACCCACAAGUGCUCCACGCGGUGUCAUUGCGUCAGUAUGAGUGGUCGUCUGUUUGAAAUCACGUGUGGAGGCCCCCCCCCCCCGCUCAGCUACUAUCGUAAUGGUGAGUCUCAUUUGCCCCGUGCCCUGCAGCCUCCACACUGUUGUACGUUUCCUCAUCAUGUCAUUCUUCGCUUGUUUCCGAAGCCCUCUGCAAACUUUUUCAAUCAGCAGAGGUGCUCCCAAAUCUCUCGUCGCGAGGCUCCUGCGGCAACUUGUUACGACAGCGGCUUACGACUCCGAGCCGGACUAUCACCGGCGAGUAUACUGUUUAGGAUGACCGCCGAGAAUGCCCUUAAGUGGUCCAUCGGGAGGAUUCUACGCCCCACAGGAUCGAUGCCCCCCGGGGAAACGUGGAUCCUGCACGUGUAUGCACGACGGCCAUCUGCUGGAACCAAGGCGUGCGAACACGUUCCGCUCAGGGCUAACAGCAGAGACACCAAGCCCUACGGCAUGUCACUCUCCUCCUUGCGCAGGGCAACCAAGCGAGAUCCUCAGCGGUACCAGAAUCGCCAAGAGCGUGGAGAGUACCCGUGUUUUCCGCCAUACCAGCUACCAGGACGCGCUCCUGGUCGACCAGGACUCUAGGCAUGACAGACUUCCGCUUCAAGAAUCGCAGGGUCUUUCAAUGCGGGCGUCAAUUAGUCGGCUCCACCAAUAGAGCGCGUUGUGUGCGUCUGGCAGUGUUUCCUAAAUU
Trematosphaeria pertusa is the source of this 1079-nucleotide messenger RNA. RefSeq lists its product as uncharacterized. The transcript has a single exon. Bases 380 to 970 code for a protein of 196 amino acids. NCBI's taxonomy places the organism in Eukaryota, Fungi, Ascomycota, Dothideomycetes, Pleosporales, Trematosphaeriaceae. The record is from RefSeq and is a predicted model, not a curated record.